This is a messenger RNA of Oncorhynchus mykiss (rainbow trout), 2095 nucleotides long. RefSeq names its product cytochrome P450 family 1 subfamily C polypeptide 3 (gene cyp1c3). Gene Ontology annotation, molecular function: steroid 17-alpha-monooxygenase activity; heme binding; iron ion binding. Gene Ontology annotation, biological process: progesterone metabolic process; hormone biosynthetic process. Lineage: Eukaryota; Metazoa; Chordata; Actinopteri; Salmoniformes; Salmonidae. The record is from RefSeq and is marked provisional.
AUUCACAAUAUCUGUCUCCAGGAAUAGGUGUUCUGAUAAUCCAUAGCCAUGGCACUGCUGGACACAGAGUUUGGGGUGAAGGGCAGCAGCAUCAUCAGAGAGUGGAGUGGACAGGUCCAGCCAGCUCUGGUCGCCUCCUUUGUUUUCCUCUUCUGUCUAGAAGCCUGUCUAUGGGUCAGGAAUCUCAGACUCAAGAGAAGGCUGCCAGGACCCUUUGCCUGGCCGGUGGUGGGCAAUGCCAUGCAGCUGGGGCAGAUGCCUCACAUCACCUUCUCCAAGCUGGCAAAGAAGUACGGCAACGUGUAUCAGAUACGACUGGGCUGCAACAACAUAGUGGUGCUCAAUGGAGACACAGCAAUACGAGAAGCCUUGGUUCAACACAGUACAGAGUUUGCAGGUAGACCCAACUUUGUGUCCUUUCAGAUGAUUUCAGGAGGCAGGAGCUUGACUUUCACUAACUACAGCAACCAGUGGAAAAUGCACAGGAAAAUUGCACAAUCUACCAUUAGAGCGUUCUCCUCUGCCAACAGCCAGACCAAGAAAGCAUUUGAGCACCACGUUUUGGGAGAAAGUAUGGAUCUUGUGCAGGUAUUUCUGAGAAUGAGUGCAGAUGGACGAUAUUUUAAUCCCUCUCAUGAAUUUACAGUAGCUGCUGCAAAUGUAAUCUGUGCACUGUGCUUUGGAAAACGAUAUGGCCAUGAUGACAUUGAGUUUAGAACUCUCCUAGGCAGAAUGGACAGGUUUGGAGAGACGGUGGGGGCUGGCAGCUUGGUGGAUGUCAUGCCCUGGCUUCAGAAUUUCCCAAAUCCUGUCCGCAGCAUCUACCAGAAUUUCAAACAUAUAAACGAGGAGUUUUUUGCCUUUGUGAAAGAUAAAGUGAUGCAGCACAGAGAAACCUUCACGCCUGACGUGACGCGUGACAUGAGUGAUGCCAUCAUUAACGCGAUUGAGCACAGAAAGGACAGUGGACUGGCCAAAGACUUUGUUGAAGGAACAGUCACAGACCUCAUUGGAGCCGGCCAAGAAACAAUGUCAACCAUUUUCCAAUGGAUUCUCCUGCUUUUGGUUAAAUACCCCAACAUCCAAACCAGGCUGCAGGAGCAGAUUGACAAAGUGGUAGGCCGUGACAGGCUGCCCUGUAUUGAGGACAAAGCCAGCCUGGCUUACCUAGAUGCUGUUAUCUAUGAGACCAUGCGCUAUACCAGUUUUGUACCCCUCACCAUCCCACACUCCACCACCUCAGAUGUCACCAUCGAAGGCUUCCACAUCCCCAAAGACACAGUGGUCUUCGUCAACCAGUGGUCCGUCAACCAUAACCCUUUAAAGUGGAAGGACCCACAUCUCUUCGACCCCUCACGGUUCCUCGAUGAAAAUGGUGCCCUUGACAAGGACCUGACCAACAGCGUCAUGAUCUUCUCCACUGGUAAGAGACGAUGUAUUGGCGACCAGAUUGCCAAGGUGGAAACAUUUUUAUUUACAGCCGUCUUGCUUCACCAGUGUACCUUUGAGAGCAACCCAUCAGAGGCCCUGACCCUUGACUGUUCCUAUGGGCUCACACUGAAGCCUCUCCACUACACCAUCACAACCAAGCUCAGGGGGAAGCUGCUCGGUCUGGUGUCCCCUGCAUAAAAAUCUCAUCCCAUUAUUGUGGGGGCAUAAAAUCUUGUGAUUUGUGCUUUCAAACAGAGCACCCACUAAUGGACUGCAGUAAUCCAAUGCACUAUAAAAGGUAUGUACACAACAGUGAAUAGUUUUGCUUGGUAGGUACCAACCAUAAGACUUAUAUUGAUACUUAUGUCGAUACUUUACUAUUAUCAUCAUUAGCUAAACUGAUUGUUGAUUGUAUAAAUCACUUUUUGUGACAGAUAACUGAAUCGUGUUUGUUAAUUGUAUCAUUUUAUUAUUUUAAGUAUCUAUUGUUAUACAUACAAGGGUAUUUAGGUUUGCCACCCUAAAUUUGCUCAUAUAAACUGGUGGAAUGAAUUCAUUUUACUGUAAGUGCUUUGUUGCUGCAGUGAUGUGGACAAAUCAUGUGUUAGGCGGGUAUCAUGUUGCCCCUGUAGAUAUAUUUUAAGAAUUAUACCUCCUCUGACCC